Messenger RNA from Rotaria sp. Silwood2, 1224 nucleotides. Lineage: Eukaryota; Metazoa; Rotifera; Eurotatoria; Philodinida; Philodinidae. The record is from the annotation of a GenBank genome assembly.
AUGCUAAAAGGAAGACGGACAAGUGCAGAAGACUCAUCUUCUCUAUAUCCACAAAUAGCAACCACUACUAUCGAUCCGUUACUACACACAUUUGAUGAUCCGCAUGAUCCACCAGAAUAUUACAGGCAACCAUCAUCUGUCUUUUACGUUCCAGCCACAGUUACAUCUGAAUGUGAUAGCGAAAAUAUUAAUUCAUAUGAAAAAUUCAGUCUUUUUAAAAAAUGUUUUCGUUAUUUGGAAAGAUUUUCUGGCAUUUUUUAUGCAUCAUUAUCAUCAUUAUUAUUUACAUGUUCAAAUUUUAUUAUGCAACAACUUGAUGUUAUUCUAUUAGAUGUAUUUCUUAUUCGAUUUUUCCUUCAAGGAAUUAUAUCAUUUGGAUAUAUUAUUUAUAAAGGUUAUCAUCGAUUUUUGUUUUCUAAUGGUUUACUAGUUUUUAUUCGAUCUCUUAUUGCUGCUACAGGUAGUCUUUGUUUUUAUUUUGGUCUUGUAUUUCUACCUUUACCUGAUCUAAUCACAUUACGUUAUACACAAGUUGUUUGGACAGCUCUUCUUGCUUUAAUUAUAUUUCGAGAACGAAUUACUAUACCAAUAAUAAUAGCAAGUAUCUUCACACUUGUGGGUGUUAUUGGUGUUACUCAACCAUCAUUUAUUUUUACAAAAUCAAAUACUUUUAAUGAAACACUACAAGUAUCAUUAACAAACAAAAGUGAAACACGUUUAUUAGGUAUAUUUGUUGCAUUAUUAUGUGCAUUUUCUAUAUCAAUGGGUAUUGUACUAGCUAAAAAACUGUUAGAAAAAAAAGUUCGACAAAGUAUAAUUUUGUUUCAUUUUAUUUUAAUAACUUUUAUAUUUUUAUUAAUAAGUCAAACAUAUUAUUGGACAUAUUCAAAAAGGUGUCAUCAAAAAUUUGAUAUAAAAAAAAAUUAUUUAACAAAAACGUUUUUCUAUGCAACAAUGCUUGCGACAUUACAAUUAAUUCCAUUGAUCUUAUUACAAAAGUCAAUUAAACGUGAACAUCCAUCUAUCGUUACAAUUGCUCAAGCAUCUGAUAUACUUUUCGCUAUUAUAUUACAAAAUGUUUUUUCAACUAUUAAAUCAAAUACAUAUGCAUUAAUUGGUUCAACAUUUGUUCUAACAAGUAUUAUUAUUGUUGGUGGUCAUAAACUUUGGCAAGAUCGAAAACAUCGUAUUUGUCUUCCAACAUCAAUAGAAGAAAAAAAAUAA